Entamoeba invadens IP1 is the source of this 1605-nucleotide messenger RNA. RefSeq names its product diacylglycerol kinase epsilon, putative. The record is from RefSeq and is a predicted model, not a curated record. NCBI's taxonomy places the organism in Eukaryota, Evosea, Mastigamoebida, Endamoebidae. Bases 1 to 1605 code for a protein of 534 amino acids. Gene Ontology annotation, molecular function: ATP-dependent diacylglycerol kinase activity. The transcript is spliced from 2 exons.
AUGAAUUUACUCAGAACACUUCAUAACUUUGAAGUUCCACAGUCUUUCCAGAGUGGUCAAACUUGCUGUUGGUGUGGUCUUGAGAUUGACAAGGCCCAUAUCGUGGAAUGUUCUCUUUGCCACCAAACCUUCCACGACUACUGCAAGUCCUCUGUUUUUUCUCCCUGUUAUUGUGGACCACUCUUUCCGAUGGAAACUCCGUAUUAUCACAAUCUUAUUCCAACAAAUGAGAAAGGAUUGUGCAGUGUAUGUCGCAAAAUGUCAGGUCCGCUCAUGAAGUGCACAAAAUGUACGUUAUAUUUCCAUGAAAAGUGCACAUUAUGUUCACCACCUCUUUGUAGACAGGCUUCCCUCCCUGUUGACUUUUACACUCAUUAUCUCGUCUCCACAUCCCGGGGAAGAUGCUCGGUCUGCGGGAAAGUUAUCCAACCUAACCAACAAAGUGUGGGUUAUCACUGCAUUUAUUGUGAGGACCAGUUCCAUAGCACUUGUGUAUCGGCGACUCUUCCGAUCUCGGUACUGCGAUGCCCCCGCGACAAACUUGGUCUUUCAAAGUACUUAGUCCACCCUUCUGAUAUCCGCCAAGACGUUGUAAUUCAACGAGAAUCACAAACUCCGCUGAUUUUCGUCGUCAAUGAAAACUCGGGAGGGUCACGAGCCAAACGCGUGUCCUCUUUAUUCGAGAAGUACUUUUCUACCUCUCAAUUCGUUCUGAUUCAAAACAUUGACUUUGCUGCUAAUAGGUUUGGAAACUAUAUUAAUGGUUCUUCAAUCUCAGAUAAGAUUGACAACAAUCUCGUUGUCAUAGUAUGUGGAGGUGACGGAUCGAUAGAGGCCUCUAUCGAUCACUUUGGCCCAUAUCAAAAGUACUUAAUUCUUCCAUAUGGCACAGGGAAUGACUUAAGUCGGUCGUUAGGAUUUACUCCUGAUGAGAUUUUAGAUACGAUUGAAGAGAACGGUCUGUCUGCUCUCCGCGAAGUAUUGAAGUUACCGACUGAAUUUGUAGACCGCUGGGUCCUUCAAGUUUCGAAUUACAAGUUCGGGAAGAAUGAGGAAUUCAGAGAUUUCCGGAGAUUUACGAAUUAUUUGAGUGUCGGAAUGGACGGAGCAGUAGCACAGAAAUUUUCAGAGAGUCGGAGCUAUGGACCGAGUGGACCUUUUCUCAACAAGUGUCGAUACGCGCUCAGCUCAACAGCGUUACUCGACAAUUAUUGCUUGGACAUCGAUACUAAAGUGUUGUUAGAACUCGACGGAGAGGAUGUUGAGUUACCUCCAAUGGACUGUUUAGUAUUCAUGUCGAGCGUUACGUGUUAUGGAGGACAAAGACUAUUAAAAAGUUCGGAAGAAGCACAAAAGAUGGACGACGGAAUAAUUGAAAUAUUUUACAUCAAAGGAUCGUUGGAAAUGGGAAGCGUCUCGGUCGGAAUGGCGAAACCGACACUCCUGGCAAGAGCAAAAGACAUUGUAUUGACAAUUAAACCAAAUUUCGUUCUGCCAUUCCAAUCUGAUGGAGAACCUUUUUUACUCCAAAAUGCAGUGAUACAUUUGUACACAGAAAGUCAAAUCCUUUUUUUCUCAGAAAGAAAAAAAAUGACGUCAGACUAG